AUGUCGGAUCCCGUCGUUUUGCAGUCCGCCGUGCGGGUGCCUACGCCUCCACCAGGCGCUUCCUAUUCUCCCCAGCCAUCGGGCUCACGAAAGCGAUCGCCUCCCUCUCGUUCACCUUCACCUAAUCGACGCCGUUCGCCCCCUGGCGACUCGGUGGGACCGGAUGGAGAUGUGCCGCAUAUCGAUUCCGACCGUGCGAUCGAGCGAGAACGUCAGCUCGCGGAGCGAGUACGCGAGCAUGAAAAACAAGAAGCCGCGCGAAAGCCUAUGACUGAGGAGGAAAAACAGGCUUCAGCUAAGGUGGAAUAUGAGAAGCUCCUCAACAUGCGCUCGGGAGGUACCUAUAUUCCUCCCGCGCGACUUCGCGCUCUCCAAGCGCAGAUUACAGACAAGACCAGCAAAGAGUACCAACGAAUGGCCUGGGAGGCUUUGAAAAGGUCGAUCAACGGUCUAAUCAACAAAGUCAACGUUUCAAAUAUCAAAUACAUUGUCCCAGAGCUGUUCGGCGAGAAUCUUGUCCGGGGCCGUGGUUUGUUUUGCAGGAGCAUUAUGAAGGCUCAGGCGGCAAGUUUGCCUUUCACGCCUAUCUAUGCUGCCAUGGUGGCAAUUGUCAAUACAAAGCUACCGCAGGUUGGAGAACUUCUUUUAAGCCGGCUGAUCAUCCAAUUCCGAAAAGCUUUCAAGAGAAACGACAAGGCGGUGUGCAUAUCAUCGACAACAUUCAUCGCGCAUCUAUGUAACCAACAAGUCGUACAUGAAAUGCUUGCGGCGCAAGUCUUGCUCCUUUUACUUCAUAAACCCACCGAUGAUAGCGUCGAAAUUGCCGUCGGGCUAACGCGGGAAGUUGGCCAGCUCCUGGAGGAAAUGAGUGGACCCAUCGCGUUGGCAGUGUUCGACCAGUUCAGGAAUAUUCUCCACGAAGCUGACAUUGACAAGCGCGUGCAGUAUAUGAUUGAAGUACUUUUCCAGGUACGCAAGGAUCGAUACAAGGACAACCCAGCUGUCAGGGAGGAGCUUGAUUUGGUGGAAGAGGAGGAUCAAAUAACCCACCGGAUUGGGCUAGAUGACGAGAUUGAGACUCAAGACGCCUUGAACGUAUUCAAAUACGACGCCCAGUGGGAGGAGCAUGAGGAGGCCUACAAAAGGCUGAAGGCAGAGAUCUUAGGGGAAGGGAGUGACGACGAAGACGAGAGCGAUGACGGUGACGAAAGCUCAGAGGAGGAAUCCGAAGAAGAGCGACAAAUGGACAUCAAGGAUCAAAGCAAUACGGAUCUUGUGAACUUGCGCCGAACAAUUUACCUGACAAUUAUGUCGAGUAUCGACUUCGAAGAAUGUUGCCACAAGUUGAUGAAGAUUUCGUUGCCAGCCGGUCUGGAACCGGAGCUUCCCUCCAUGGUCAUUGAAUGUUGCUCCCAAGAGCGGACAUACUCUAAAUUCUAUGGUCUUAUUGGUGAGAGGUUCGCAAAGAUCAACCGUCUCUGGUCGGACCUCUUUGAGAACGCAUUCGCCAAAUACUACGACACUAUUCAUAGAUACGAAACCAACCGACUGCGCAAUAUUGCUCGAUUCUUUGGACACAUGCUGAGCACCGACGCCCUUGGUUGGCACGUAUUAUCCAUCAUUCAUUUGAACGAGGAAGAGACAACAUCGAGCAGCCGUAUCUUCAUCAAAAUUCUAUUCCAGGACCUCGCGGAGAAUCUUGGUAUACCGAAAUUGCGAGAGCGCAUGACCGAUGAGAUUCUACGACCAAGCUUCGACGGUCUGUUCCCCACGGACAACCCGCGCAACACGCGCUUCUCAAUCAACUAUUUCACCAGCAUCGGUUUCGGUGCAUUGACAGAGGAGAUGCGCGAGUUCCUGCAGAAUAUGCCCAAACCUGCAGUUCCUGCCUUGCCACCCGCGCGCUCGGAGUCUGUCAGCUCACGAUCGUCUUAUUCAUCACGUUCUCGUUCUCGCUCUUACUCAUACUCACGCUCUCCGUCCUAUUCACGCUCCCCGUCUCGAAGCCGUGGCCGGCAACGUUCGGUCAGCCGAGGCAGGUCCUACUCGCGGUCCUUGUCCGGCUCGCGCCGCAGCUACACCCCUAGCUCCUAUACCGGCUCGCGCUCUAGAUCACCUGUUUCGCGAAGCCGCCGACGUUCAGUCUCAUACAGUCGCAGUCCACCCCCUCGCUCUGGUCGCGGACGUGUCGACUCUAGAUCUCCACCUCCACGCCGGAACCGCAGUCCCUCUCGCUCUGUCACCCCACCUCGUCGGAGCGGUGGAAGGGCUCGUAGCUACUCGAGAUCUCCCUCGCGCUCUGUUUCUCCACCGCCCCGUCGAGCGCCUGCGCGCAGACGGUACUCUUCAGAGUCGCUGUCACCACCGCCAAAGCGAGCCGAGAAGAACGAAUCAAGGGCGCGCUCGCCUCCACGACGUCCACCCCCGGGUCCUCGAGGCCGGGAUCACUCCGUGUCUCGAUCGCCUAGCCCGCGGUACAGCAAAAAUCAGCGACGACGAAACUCCAGCUCAUUAUCUGCGUCCCCUCCUCCCCGUCGUCGAGCACGGUCUUCUACGCCCCCUCGUCGGUAA
Aspergillus puulaauensis is the source of this 2571-nucleotide messenger RNA. It is a transcript of the gene CWC22, whose product is annotated as pre-mRNA-splicing factor cwc22. The record is from RefSeq and is a predicted model, not a curated record. Gene Ontology annotation, cellular component: catalytic step 2 spliceosome. NCBI's taxonomy places the organism in Eukaryota, Fungi, Ascomycota, Eurotiomycetes, Eurotiales, Aspergillaceae. Bases 1 to 2571 code for a protein of 856 amino acids. Gene Ontology annotation, biological process: mRNA splicing, via spliceosome. The transcript has a single exon. Gene Ontology annotation, molecular function: protein binding; RNA binding.